AGCAAACGAACACGAAAGUUGUAAUCACGAGCGCACGUCACGCCAUUUUCGGACUGCUCCCCGCCCGCGUGAGGGACCAUCGGGAAUCGUGUUAAAGUGCAAACAUUUUUAGCAGCAAAAAGCAAUAAGCAACUUCAAGUGUUCGACAUCUUGUCGCACACACCAGCGGCACCCACGACCCCCCACACUGCGAGAGCAGCAACUACGUCGCACGACGAUUAUUUAUUGACCCCAAAGCACCAUUCUGAGGAGCCGCAGCGCAACAUAAACAUACGACUGCGGCCGCAAGGGUCCGGGGCCCCACGAAGAAAGUUAAACGUCAUUCUCUGGGAUCCUGUGUGCGUUCACGGCAGUGAGAGUGUAUGUGUAUGUGCGCGCGCUCAUGUGAAAGAGAAAGGAGCACACACUCUGUUGGUGUGUCCGGCCGUCCUGUGCGUCUGCGGUGGUGGUUGUGUUUGUUUGUCGUCGUCCCGAUCUGUCAGUUGGCGAUUAUCUACGUGAGACGAGCAAAAAUCCCGAGUGAAGGUUUCGCUGGCUGGCUGGUUCGUAGCUCCAAAACGCAUCUAGGUAAACUGUGUGGAAAGUGCACACCCGCCGCGGAAUCUGGAUUAUCGAGCGAAGAAUAGUGGCUUAAUGUGGAAACAGUGAAUGCGGGCGAUUAGUGUGACAAACGGAGAAAUAACUCAGGUGCAGCGGAAGAAGUAUCCCCAUCGGAAGGACACUUUUUUCAAUCCCUCCAUUCUGCCAGGGCUGGAAGGAUCUGCUAGGCCCCCAGUUCGACAUAGCCACCAAUCGGUGACCCCAUUCUAGACGUUCCUUUCUCCGCACCGCCACCAUCGCUGUGCCCUUCCUGUACCGUGUGUGCCUCUAGGCGUGGAGAGGAGGCGCUAGUGCCCCUUCGACACCCCAACUAUCGCACCAUCCUUCUCCGGCGUGAUGGCGUGCCUGAACACUCUGAAACUUGAAAUAAAAACACUCGAGCAGGUCUUCCCCAAGAACCAUGAACGUUUCCAAAUCCUCAACGCGACCGUGGACGAGCUGAGCUGCCGUUUUAUCGGGCGCAACGGCAAGCAAUACGUAAUCCAUGCCAACAUUACGGAAACAUACCCAUCAACACCGCCAGUAUGGUUCGCAGAGAGCGAGGACACAAGCAUAAGCAACGCUGUACAAAUACUUACGAACACUAAAGGUUUAGAUAAUCAUGUUAUAAAUCAGGUUCACAUACUACUACGCGAACUCUGCCGGCAGCACACGGUACCGCUACCUCCAGACCUGGAAACGCUCAAAAAGGCCUUCCAACCGAACGGCGGGGCCGUCCUUCAGCUUCAGGCCGCCCAUCAGCAGCACGGUAUGCCACCUCAGCAGCUCCUUUCGCCGCACCAACAGCUGCAAAUGCAGCAGCAGCAACAGCAGCAAAUCGAAGAGAUUGACUCGGACUGUGAUGAUAUCGAAGAUGUUGUGGGCGAAAGCGAUCAGGAGAGCGAAGGUGAAGAGGAUUUACCGCUCGAAAUGGACGAUGGUCGCAGCACAGCAAAGAAAGACGAAAUGGAGGUUGAGCACCUAGCCACACUGGAGAGAUUGAGGCAAACGCAGCGACAGGACUACUUGAAGGGUUCCGUGUCCGGCUCGGUGCAGGCGACCGACCGAUUGAUGAAAGAGCUACGUGACAUCUACCGAUCGGACUCGUUCAAAAACAACAUGUACUCGAUAGAGCUGGUGAACGAUUCGAUCUACGAGUGGAACAUCCGCCUGAUGUCCGUCGAUCCGGACAGUCCGCUGCACAACGAUCUGGUGUUGCUGAAGGAGCGAGAGGGCAAGGAUAACAUACUGCUGAACAUUAUCUUCAAGGAGACGUACCCAUUUGAGCCACCGUUCGUGCGCGUUGUGCAUCCGAUCAUAUCCGGGGGCUACGUACUGGUAGGUGGUGCAAUCUGCAUGGAACUGCUCACGAAGCAGGGCUGGAGUUCGGCCUACACGGUGGAAGCGGUCAUCAUGCAAAUCGCGGCCACACUAGUCAAGGGCAAGGCGCGAAUACAGUUCGGUCCAACCAAGUCUACUUCGCAGGGCCAGUACAGCUUAGCUAGAGCGCAGCAGAGUUUCAAAUCGCUCGUACAAAUACACGAAAAGAACGGUUGGUUCACACCUCCGAAGGAGGACGGUUAAGCGGAAGGAAACAGCAACAACAGCAACGCGUGCGCCGCUGUUUGCUGCUCGGCGACAAACGAAUGUUGCCAUCGAAGCGAAGACGGUCGAUCGGUUGAUGAUGAUGAUGGUUGUGUGACGAUGACAAUGAUGGAUACAAUUACGGAGAGGCUGAAAGUCGGCAAGUUCUAUUGGAGAAGCGUCGUCGA
Anopheles bellator is the source of this 2351-nucleotide messenger RNA. Its product is annotated as ubiquitin-conjugating enzyme E2 Q2. Gene Ontology annotation, cellular component: nucleus. The record is from RefSeq and is a predicted model, not a curated record. NCBI's taxonomy places the organism in Eukaryota, Metazoa, Arthropoda, Insecta, Diptera, Culicidae. Gene Ontology annotation, molecular function: ubiquitin conjugating enzyme activity. Bases 937 to 2163 code for a protein of 408 amino acids. Gene Ontology annotation, biological process: protein polyubiquitination. The transcript is spliced from 8 exons.